Molecule: messenger RNA, 1681 nt
Organism: Charadrius vociferus (killdeer)
Lineage: Eukaryota; Metazoa; Chordata; Aves; Charadriiformes; Charadriidae
Gene: IKZF1
Product: IKAROS family zinc finger 1 (Ikaros)
Exons: 7
Coding region: 1-1557 (518 amino acids)
Biological process (GO): regulation of transcription by RNA polymerase II
Cellular component (GO): nucleus
Molecular function (GO): RNA polymerase II cis-regulatory region sequence-specific DNA binding; DNA-binding transcription factor activity
Source: RefSeq, a predicted model, not a curated record
AUGGAAACAGAUGAGGCUCAAGAUAUGUCCCAGGUUUCAGGAAAGGAAAGUCCUCCAAUUAGUGAUGUCCCAGAUGAUGCAGAUGAACCUAUGCCUGUACCAGAGGACCUUUCAACUAGUACUGGAGGACAACAGAGUGCUAAGAAUGAGAGAGUCUUGGCCGGUAAUAUUAAAAUAGAGACUCAGAGUGAUGAAGAGAAUGGGCGUGCCUGUGAAAUGAAUGGGGAAGAAUGUGCGGAGGAUUUACGAAUGCUUGAUACCUCGGGAGAGAAAAUGAAUGGCUCACACAAUGGCCCAGGCAGCAAGGCUAUGUCAGGAGUUGGAGGCAUUCGACUUCCUAACGGAAAGCUAAAAUGUGAUAUCUGUGGGAUAAUUUGCAUCGGUCCCAAUGUGCUCAUGGUUCACAAACGAAGCCACACUGGAGAACGCCCUUUCCAGUGCAAUCAGUGCGGAGCCUCCUUUACGCAGAAGGGCAACCUUCUGCGCCACAUAAAGUUGCACUCGGGUGAAAAGCCCUUCAAGUGUCACCUGUGUAACUACGCCUGCCGCCGCAGGGAUGCCCUCACGGGACACCUGAGGACUCACUCGGUUGGCAAACCGCAUAAGUGUGGAUACUGUGGUCGCAGCUAUAAGCAGCGCAGCUCUUUGGAAGAACAUAAGGAACGCUGUCAUAACUACCUGCAAACCAUGAAUAUCUCAAGCAGCCUUUAUUCAGUCAUAAAAGAGGAAACUAACCAGAGUGAAAUGGCUGAAGACCUGUGCAAGAUAGGGUCAGAAAGAUCCCUCGUGCUGGAUAGACUAGCAAGUAACGUCGCCAAACGUAAGAGCUCUAUGCCUCAGAAAUUUGUUGGUGAGAAGUGUCUGCCUGAUCUUCCAUACGAUGCCACCACCAACUAUGAGAAGGAGAAUGAGAUAAUGCAGACGCACGUUAUAGACCAGGCCAUUAAUAACGCCAUCAGUUACCUGGGGGCAGAGUCCUUGCGUCCCCUUGUCCAGACACCACCAGGUGGUUCUGAGGUGGUGCCCGUCAUCAGCCCCAUGUAUCAGCUCCACAAAUCUCUCGGGGACAAUCAGGCUCGCUCCAACCAUACCGCUCAGGACAGCGCAGUGGAAAACUUGUUGCUGCUUUCCAAAGCCAAAUCUGUCUCCUCCGAACGAGAUGCCUCUCCCAGCAACAGCUGCCAAGACUCAACAGAUACAGAGAGCAAUAACGAGGAACGCAGUGGUUUAAUUUACCUGACAAACCACAUAGGUCCCCAUGCAAGAAAUGGCAUCUCUAUAAAAGAAGAAAACAGGCAGUAUGAUGUCUUGAGGGCAGGUACUGACAAUUCCCAGGAUGCUUUCAAAGUGAUCAGCAGCAAUGGGGAGCAAGUGAAAGUUUACAAGUGCGAACACUGUCGAGUCCUUUUCUUGGAUCACGUGAUGUACACGAUCCAUAUGGGCUGCCACGGGUUCCGCGAUCCUUUCGAAUGCAACAUGUGUGGCUACCAUAGCCAGGACAGGUACGAAUUCUCUUCCCACAUAACUCGAGGGGAGCACCGCUUCCACAUGAGUUAAAACUCCUCCGGCACAGAUCUCGCCUCAACAGCUGUGUUACUGGAGCUGCACGAGCCACGACAGCAACAAAGCACAAGUCAGCUGGACAGUAAAAUGAACACGAGAAUCAAAAGUUCAGCUAUCU